Molecule: messenger RNA, 1322 nt
Organism: Vombatus ursinus (common wombat)
Lineage: Eukaryota; Metazoa; Chordata; Mammalia; Diprotodontia; Vombatidae
Product: glyceraldehyde-3-phosphate dehydrogenase-like
Molecular function (GO): oxidoreductase activity, acting on the aldehyde or oxo group of donors, NAD or NADP as acceptor; NAD binding
Source: RefSeq, a predicted model, not a curated record
AAGGUAGUUAAAAUGUCAGGAUGAGGAGGGAGAUUGACCCUGGAGAAUGAGGGCUACCAAGGUCUGAGUGAAUGGGAAUCAAAGAUAAAGGAAAUGACAGCAGACAAUAGUCUUCCUACCUGACUUUAAUCAACAAGGCAGAACUGUUUGUGUUAAAUUAGAACCUGAUGGCUUUUCUCCCAAGCCCGGUGCCAGGAUCUGCUGCUUCAGUAGCAUCCCUGAAACAAGAUGAUAAAGGUCAGAGUCAACACAUUUGGCCAUAUUGGGUGCCUGGUGGCCAGGGAUGCAUUCACCACAGGUGGAGUAGAUAUGGUGGCCAUCAGUGACCCCUUCAUUGACCUCACCUACGUGGUUUAUAUGUUUCAAUAUGAUUCCACCCAUGGCAAGUUCAAGGGCACUGUCAAGGCUGAUGAUCAAUGGAAAAGCCAUUACAUCUUCCAGCAGCGGGAUCCCACCAAUAUUAAAUGGGGAGAUGCUGAAGUCGAGUCAGUUGUAGAGUCCACUGGAGUCUUUGCCACCAUUGAAAAGGCUGGGGCUCACUUGAAGGGUGGAGCCAAGAGGGUCAUCAUCUCUACCCCUUCUGCUGAUGCCCCAAUGUUCGUGAUGGGAGUGAACUGUGAGAAAUAUGAUAAUUCCCUUAGGAUUGUCAGUAAUACUUCCUGCUCUACCAGCUGCUGGGCCUCCCUGGCCAAGGUCAUUCAUGGCAGCUUUGGCAUUGUGGAAGGACUCGUGACUAUAGUUCAUGGCGUUACUUCUACCCAGAAGUCAGUAGAUGGUCCCACUUGUAAGCUGCGGCGUGAUGGGUUUGGUGCUUCCCAAAACAUCAUCCCUGCUUCCACUGGUGCUGCUAAAGCUGUAGGCAAGGUCAUACCUGAGCUGAACGGGAAGCUCACAGGCAUGGCCUUCCGUGUUCCUACUCUCAGUGUAGUAUCUGUUGUGGAUCUGACCUGCUGCCUGGAGAAACUUGCCAGAUAUGAUGAUAUGAAGAAAGUGGUGAAGCAAGCAUCAGAGGGACCCUUGAAGGGCAUUUUGGGCUACACAGAGGACCAGACUGUAUCCUGUAACUUUCACAGUGACGCCCACUCCUAUACCUUUGAUGGUAGCGCUGGUAUUGCCUACAACGACCAUUUCGUCAAGCUCGUUUCCUGGUUUGACAGUGAGUUUGGUUAUGGCACCAUGUCGUGGACCUUCAUCCCCAGCCAAAAAAGGAGUUCCGCCACUGGGGAGCCUACAUCCCUAUGCUGGGGAUCCCAUGUCCCAUUUACAUCCUUAUCCCUGUAGUGGGGAGAAACCUAGAGUCCUAUAUUGUGUACCAUCAAUAA